Molecule: messenger RNA, 3020 nt
Organism: Ricinus communis (castor bean)
Lineage: Eukaryota; Viridiplantae; Streptophyta; Magnoliopsida; Malpighiales; Euphorbiaceae
Product: exocyst complex component SEC15A
Exons: 2
Coding region: 227-2596 (789 amino acids)
Biological process (GO): intracellular protein transport; Golgi to plasma membrane transport; exocytosis
Cellular component (GO): membrane; exocyst
Source: RefSeq, a predicted model, not a curated record
UGAGCAUUUUUCUCCGCUUGUAGUUGUAAUAAAAGAAAUAAGAAAGAAUAAUGAUAACGAUAAUGGGAGUGAUUAAUACAAGGCAAACCAAUUUAAACAAAUAAACAAGCAACCACGAAGCAUAUGAAAAGAAUUUCCCGUUUGAUUUCUUGUGUAGCUUUCCACAGUAGGUAGAGGUUUUGAAGAAACAGAGGACGUUUCUGCUCUCUUCACUUUUGUGAAAGCUAUGGAUGCAAAACCCAAGAGAAGAACUGUUGUAGAGAAUGGGGAUGGGGGAGAGGAUUUAGUACUUGCAACUCUGAUCGGCAAUGGGGAUGAUUUGGGCCCCAUUGUUAGGCAUGUAUUUGAAAUGGGGCGACCUGAAUCACUCCUUCAUCAGCUUAAGGGCGUUGUGAAGAAGAAGGAAGCUGAGAUUGAGGACCUCUGCAAGAGCCAUUAUGAGGAGUUCAUUCUUGCUGUUGAUGAGCUUCGUGGUGUCUUGGUUGAUGCUGAGGAGCUAAAAAGUGAGCUUGCAAGUGACAAUUUUAGGUUGCAGGAGGUAGGGAGCGCCCUCUUGAUUAAACUUGAGGAACUUCUUGAAUCUUAUUCAAUAAAGAAGAAUGUCACUGAAGCUAUCAAAAUGUCAAAGAUUUGUCUUCAAGUUUUAGAACUUUGUGCUAAGUGUAACGGCCACAUGUCUGAAGGCCAGUUUUACCCUGCACUGAAAACCGUGGAUUUAAUUGAGAAGAAUUACUUGCAGAACAUUCCUGUGAAGACACUUAGAAUGACAAUAGAGAAGACAAUUCCAGUGAUAAAAUCACAUAUUGAGAAGAAAGUGACUAGUCAAUUUAACGAGUGGCUAGUUCUUUUGAGAAGUUCUGCAAAAGAUAUUGGGCAAACAGCAAUUGGCCAUUCUGCAUCAGCUCGCCAGAGGGAUGAGGAGAUGCUGGAACAUCAGAGGAAAGCAGAGGAACAAAAUGUUUCAGGGUUGGGAGAUUUUGUGUAUACUUUAGAUGUUGAGGAACUUGAUGAAGAUUCCAUUUUGAAGUUUGACCUUACUCCUCUUUAUCGGGCAUAUCAUAUCCAUGCAUGCCUUGGAACCCAGGAGCAAUUUCGUGAAUAUUACUAUAGGAAUAGGCUAUUGCAGCUCAAUUCGGACCUGCAAAUAUCUCCCUCUCAACCAUUCGUUGAAUCUUACCAAACAUAUUUGGCUCAAAUUGCAGGAUACUUUAUAGUAGAAGAUCGUGUCUUGAGGACUGGUGGUGGUCUUUUGUUAACAGAUCAGGUUGAGACAAUGUGGGAAACAGCUGUAACUAAAAUCACUUCUGUUCUGGAGGAACAGUUUUCUCGUAUGGAUUCUGCUACUCAUCUUCUUUUGGUGAAGGAUUAUAUUACUCUUCUUGGGGCAACGCUUGGACAUUAUGGGUAUGACGUGGGCCAAAUUCUUGAGGUGGUCGACAAUAGCCGGGACAAGUACCAUGGGCUACUUCUGGGGGAGUGUCGGGAGCAAAUUGUUAAUGUUCUUGGCAACGAUACCUAUGAGCAAAUGGUAAUGAAAAAGGAUACUGAUUAUGAGAAUAAUGUCCUGUCCUUCUCUCUCCAGACCACAGAUAUAAUGCCAGCUUUCCCAUACAUUGCACCAUUCUCCUCCAUGGUACCAGAUGCGUGCCGCAUUGUUAGAUCAUUCAUUAAAGGGUCUGUUGAUUACUUGUCUUACGGGUUGCAUACUAAUUUUUAUGAUGUUGUGAAGAAGUAUUUGGAUAAGUUCUUGAUUGAUGUAUUAAAUGAAGUUAUUUUAAGUACAAUUCACAGUGGAGCAGUUGGUGUCUCUCAAGCCAUGCAGAUUGCUGCAAACAUAUCUGUCCUUGAAAGAGCUUGUGACUUUUUUCUUCGACAUGCAGCCCAACUAUGUGGUAUUCCAGUCAGAUCAGUUGAGAGACCUAAGGCUGUUUUAACUGCCAAGGUGGUCCUGAAAACUUCUAGGGAUGCAGCAUAUCUUGCUCUGCUGAAUUUGGUGAACACCAAGUUGGACGAGUUUAUGGCACUUACAGAAAAUAUUAAUUGGACUUCAGAGGAGCAAUCACAAAAUGGGAGUGAGUAUAUAAAUGAGGUGGUAAUUUACCUUGACACUCUUCUUUCAACAGCACAGCAGAUUUUACCUUUGGAUGCUCUAUACAAGGUUGGAAGUGGAGCUCUGGAGCAUAUUUCAAAUUCCAUUGUUGCCGCAUUUCUUAGCGAUAGUAUCAAGAGAUACAAUGCUAAUGCAGUUUCAGCUCUCAACAAUGAUCUAGCAAUGUUAGAGAAUUUUGCUGAUGAAAGGUUUCAUAGCACUGGCCUCAGUGAAAUAUACAAAGAAGGUACUUUUAGAGGCUGCUUGAUAGAAGCAAGACAAUUGAUUAACCUUUUGUCUAGCAGUCAAGCAGAGAACUUCAUGAAUCCUGUGAUAAGAGAGAGAAACUACAAUACGUUGGAUCAUAAGAAGGUGGCCUGCAUUGUUGAAAAAUUCAAGGACUCUCCUGAUGGAAUCUUUGGUAGCCUUUCAAACAGAAACACCAAACAAAGUGCAAGAAAGAAAUCACUGGAUGCACUGAAAAGAAGAUUGAAGGAGUUAAACUGACGAGUCUUCAAAAUAUGUCCAUCUGCAUCAGGAGUAGUAACCCCGUCUUUUUCAAAACCAGCCCCCCCUCCCUUUUUUGAGUUGCAUUUUUUUCCUCAAUUGGUUAAGGUUAGCAGGAAUGAGUUCUUUUCAGUUUCAUGUUGAUUAAUUUCUUUUAAUAAAGAUUUUUUUUUUUUUUUGGUCCAUGCUAUUAAGGGUUUUCUCCCUAAAACUGAGUUCUUCUUCAUCAUAUAUAUACAUAUCUUUUCUUCCUAUUUGAGAAAAUAGGAUGAGCAAAAACUAAGACCAAUUAUUUUGAGAUGCACCAGAGUCUUCUGCCUUUGUGCUUCUCCAAUCUCACAAAUUUUGUUGUGUAGCAUAGCUUUCGACUUUUGGUGGUUGUUUCAAUGAGGAAGAAUUCAAUAUACACAUACAAUUCUUUUAA